AUGACUACUCUUUCCAAGCCGUUAUUUCUCGGACCAUCAAAAUGUAUUGCACUAUACAUGGAUCCUAACAAACGGUUACAACUCUACCUACGCUGCCCAUCAUUCGGAAUCGCCCAUAAGAGUGAAGCCAUAAGAAUCAGGGAUCUAAAAGUGCGACCUGACAACUUUGAGAUCAAUGGAACUAUCUACAGGCUAGGAGUGAUUACCCAAUACACGGAAACACCAAAUCCCAGAUCGGUUGCUGUUGACAACGCCAAACGAGGAGUUCAAGAAAACAUUGAUAUCUACGGUCUCCCGCCGAGACAGACACAAGAUGAGGCGGAAAAUGUGGAAUUAGAUAACGGUGAAAUGGCCCGUUUAAAAGAAAAGAUAGAUAGAAUGGAGCAAAACAAUGCGAGACAAGGAUUCCCUGGACACGGAAUCUCUUCACAACUUGGAAGACGUACUGAAAUUCAGCGACUCAGUUUGAAGGCGGAAGCAUACAACAUGAGAAUCAACAACACUCUGCCCCCAUUCCGUCAUUAUCUGCAAUUGACUAUUUCAACAGGAGAUUCAGUCAAAAUAGAGCGUGUGGUGUAUGACAAACAAUUUGGAACUGGCAAGGAAUACAUUGAGAAGAUAGUGUUUGGCAACAAAAAAGUUCAAGUUGAAAAUCUUCAAAUUGGCGCUGACAAAGAUUUCAAUGAUUAUGAGAACAACUUUGGUAUACAACGCGGCCCUUCUUCUCCCGAACCACUUUUCCAGUUGACACCACAAGCGGACAGUGUGAAACCAUUACUGUCGAUUCGAAGUUUGAAAGUAAGCGUGCUGAAAGUCACUUGCAUUCUGACGAAUGCGUUGGCUAGUCUUAGACCCAUUCUGUCUCAGACCCCAUUGAAAGAACUGAAAGCGCUUUGUCAUGAAAACACAUUUCCCGAGGACCCCAUUGUAAAUACAGCACAAUUCCUUGAAAUCGCAAAGUUCUGCCCAAUAAACGUACUAAGUAACCGCCCAAACUACCGAAUUCAUAUCGGUCAUGGUUAUAAUCAUAGUCAAAAUGACGAUGAUUUAAUCAACUUGGUGAACGAAUGGAAGAAAAGGGAGAUACCAGUUGGAACUUAUUACUCCAUAGGAGCUCGCUAUGAUUACUUGAUUACGGCCAUCUUCAGAACGUUUAGAAACAUGCCAGGAGCAAAGUAUGGAGAGAACGAAGAAACAAGAUUGACUAACUAUCCGGAGUGCAUCAUUGUCCCAAUGGGAAACAACACGGAGCUGAAUGCCUACCGCAGCGAGCCGACUGAAGUAGAGAGGGACCCCUUCAGUAGUAUAGUGACAAUAAAAUGGCACCCGAGAGGAUAUGCGAGAGCUGUUGAAUGA
This is a messenger RNA of Caenorhabditis remanei, 1356 nucleotides long. RefSeq lists its product as uncharacterized. Bases 1 to 1356 code for a protein of 451 amino acids. NCBI's taxonomy places the organism in Eukaryota, Metazoa, Nematoda, Chromadorea, Rhabditida, Rhabditidae. The transcript is spliced from 3 exons. The record is from RefSeq and is a predicted model, not a curated record.